Glycine soja is the source of this 1946-nucleotide messenger RNA. RefSeq names its product BTB/POZ domain-containing protein At2g13690-like. The transcript is spliced from 2 exons. NCBI's taxonomy places the organism in Eukaryota, Viridiplantae, Streptophyta, Magnoliopsida, Fabales, Fabaceae. The record is from RefSeq and is a predicted model, not a curated record. Bases 124 to 1659 code for a protein of 511 amino acids.
ACAAAACAAAACAAAAUUGUUCCAAGAAAAGGUUAAAAAGCAACAGCAACACCCCAUGACGCUUUGCCGUUAAAUAAAUCAAGCAAGCAACAUCAAUGUUCCUCCCACAACACUACUCAAAACAUGGACCCUCACCGCCGCCACCGCCACCGCCGCCGCACGUGGUGCUGCUCCUUUGCCGUCCCUCCCUCCAGCCCCGACAACCUUACUAACUCCUCCAAACCUCUCCCUCGCAACUCCGAGCCUCACUCCAAACCUGCAUUCUCCCUCCCAAACUCCCCCAAAUCCCGCAUCCCCGUCAAGAUCGACCCUCGCCGGAUCCUUUCCCCGGGAAGAGUCUCCCCCAUCGACUCCGAUCCCGUCGCCGGAGAACCUCUUCCCUUUCCCCCUCCCUCGCCGGAGCCGCCGCGGCCGCCAUCUCCGGCGGCGGCUACCGGCGAGAGGGACGUGAGGAUGAGCCUGAGAGGAAAGAACGGCGGGUGCAUGGUUCUGGAAGUGAACUCAGGAGUUCUCUGCGCGAAUUCGGAAGUGUUCGCGGGGUUGAUAGAGGAUUACAAGAAAGGGUCUUCGAGUGGUAGCAACAAAAUGUGUAGAAUAGAGGUUCCGGAAGUUGACAACUUGGGAGUGUUCAGAGAAACCAUUGAGCUCAUGUUCGAGAACGAUGAUGGCGUCACCAAGAGGCUUCUUAACAUUGGCGUUUUUCGAUCCAUUGACGUUUUGGAGGUUUCAGCAGGCAUCAUGUUCACUAAGGGUGUUUUGUCGUGUUUACAAUACCUUGAAGCCAUGCCUUGGACUGAAGAAGAAGAAGAAAAACUGAGAAGCCUAUUCACAAGAUUCGAGUUUGAUGAAGCAACAACAAGAGACAUCCUAGGAAGGCUUUACUUGCACGAUUCAGUAGAUUCUUCUUCCCAGCCAAAUGUGGCGCGACAGCUAGUUUGGUCAAUUACCACUUGUGUGGAUGCCAAUGCAAGAAAUGAAAUGAAGUCACUAGUGAAGGGUCUUCUUUGCAAAAGCUCAGUGUAUGAGAAGAAUCACCUUGACCUCAGCAAGGAGGAUCUGUAUUCUGUUUGCCACUUGUGUCUGGACUCAUUGAUAAGCCUCUUUGAGGAGGCAUCUGACACUGAAAGGUUGGCAAAGAAAGAUAAGAAUAGGCCAUUGAUUGAACGUGUCGCAAGACAGGUUGAUAACAUCAACUGGUUGUUGGAAAUCUUGCUUGAUGGGCAAAUAGCAGAGGACUUUGUGAACAUAUGGGCAGAUCAACACCAACUUAUUAAAAUGCAUGAAAAUGCAUCUCCUAUGGUUAGAUAUGAACUAAGUCGUGUGUCAGCGAUGCUUUUUGUUGCCAUGGCUACCAGAAAAUUGCAAUGUCGGUCAGAAGCUCGAUUGGGACUUCUUCAGGCAUGGUUCAGGCCUAUGUUGUUAGACUUUGGUUGGCUUCAGAGAUGCAGAAGAGGGCUUGAUAUAAAGUUAUUGCAAGAGGCUAUGGGUCAAACACUUCUUACUCUACCUCUAAAUCAACAAUACAUGCUCUUCAUGGAAUGGUUCAGGCACUUCUCAAGCCAUGGAACUGAAUGUCCAAAUCUAAGCAAGGCAUUCCAAAUUUGGUGGCGCAGAUCUUUCUUAAGAGGCUUUGAAACUGAUGCCAUUGAGUCAAGGUAAAAUGUGCCACUAUUUGUCCUUUCAAAUGUUUGUGUAGUGUGCAAAAGUUGCAACUAGGUGAGGGAUUCUGGACUAUGUACACUGAAUAACGUAGAUAAACUCCACAGAUUGUUGGUGAUUAUUUCAUGCCUAAAUGGUAGGAGGAUUUUUCCUCUAUUUGUUUUCUUGUUUAUUGCUCGAGGCACCAUGCUGUCCAAUUUAGGUUAGGUUAAUGAAUUGAAUGCAUUAUUGCAGUAAUAAGUUGUCACUAAGUCAUGACAUAAUAUAUAUUCAAGUUAUGCUUCAUG